GUGAGCUGUGUCGUGGGUUUGGAUCGAUGCUGCUGAGCCCGAGCUCCUCAUCACUAUCUCCAUCGCCGACGGCGGCGAGGACUAUAACGAUUAAAGAUGGCGACGCGCACACCCCGCCGAGUUCACCCAGUCGGAGCCGGGGCGAGAAGGAGAACGUGGCUGCGACGAUGCCAACCCCCAAGAGCGCGAAGCGUCCGCUGAGGGAGAUCGCGUGCGCAUUCUUCAAUGUGCGGCAGCCGCAGAGGAAGAAGAUGCGGCUGAUGUCUCGUGAUGAGGAGAAGACGGCCGAGGACGAGGAAAACAGCGACGCGGACUGGGAGACAGAUAGCGAUUUCGAAAUAUCUCGUUCUCCGCCGCGCGCGAGGACGCGAAAACGGACGGUGCAUAACGCACUAGACUCUCUCAGGGUCUCUCUCUCACAUACAAGCUCGCGGAAUUGCAUACCAUCCACCCGCCCGAUCCUCGCGUCAUUCGCUUCACAUCACACCUGCGAUGCCUUCUACUGCCGAUCCCUCUAUUCCGGCGACCUCAACCUCACUCCUCCGUACGUUUGCGCCUACACUCACGCCGCCAAGCGCGGCACAGGGCGGCCCCUCCUCGCCAUCGGCACCGAACAAGGCUCGCUGCACCUCGUCCGCACUCCCGCUCCCUCCGCCUCCUCAAACACGUCCUCAUCUCGUUGGAUGCACCUUUCGCCCCCGCUGACGCACAGCUGGCGCGCGCACAUGAACGGCCUCUUCGACGCAGCUUGGCGCCCAGACGAUGCGCGCCUCGCGACUGCGAGCGCGGACGCCUCCGUACGAAUCUGGGACCCGUCGCGCGUCACCGCCUCCCCCGUCGGUCAUCUCCCGCGCGUCCUCUCCGAAGACCGCGGCGCCGCGUUCGCGCUCCACAACCUCACGGGCCACGCCGGUACCGUCAAAUGCGUCGCAUGGAGCCCUGGGGACUCGGACGUGCUCGCGAGCGGCGGACGAGGCGGGGAGAUCUGCAUUUGGGACCUGCGUCUGGCGUCGGGAGGUGCGGGGAUCGUUGCUAAGAUCUGGGGCGCGGGCGGCGGGGAGGUGACUAGGGCCGGCCGGCCGAAACGGGGAGGCGGAAGUGUGACGGGUGUCGUUAUCUGGACGAGACGGCUGACAAUCGCCAUUAACAGCGUUCUGAGGAACUGGGACAUUCGCUACCACCGGCGGACAAGCACUAUGCGAGGGCCGCUGAACGAGCCCACGCGCCGCUCCGACACGGACCCGACGCUGCUCACCUCGCGCCGUCCACGCGCGCUCACGGCGCUCGCAUCCGGCUUUGGGCUCGCGGCGGACUUGCUCUUCGGCGUUGGCGCCGACUCGCGCGUGCAUGCAUACGACCGCGAAUCGCUCGCGCCGCUAUCUCACCUCGGCCUGCGCGACCCGCGGCUGAGGACGGGGAGCUUCUAUGUCCGCGCGGCCACGAGCCCAUGCGGGCGCUGGGUCGCGUGCGGGAGCGCCGGCGGCGGGUUCGUGUGGGACUUUGCCGCCGUGCGCAAGGGGAGGAAGGGCGAGGGCGAGAGAGCGGUGAGGGUGUGUGCGCAGGCGGGAGAGGUUGGAGCGAUGGAUUGGGCCGCGGAAGGAGGUGGGACUCUUGCUAUGGGUGCGGACGACGGGACGGUGAGGAUGUGGAGGCCCGAUUGGGAGCGACGGGCGGAGGAGCACGGGGCGGAGGAGUUCUGGGCAAGGGCGGAGGCUUGAAGUCAGGUUCUGUCCUGAGUCAGCGGCGACGGGACGGUCUGGUACAGUAAUGUUUCUCUAGCAAGCACUAUCAUCCUCAUCCCAUGCAAGACUAAACACAAGUGUAGCAUAGUAUAACUGCGACGAUCUAUACCACAUAGGAAUACGAAGGAUGUAGCAACGCGGAACUAUGAUACUUCGGUAAAAGGCAAUGUCCGCGUUCACGUGUAAACGUCCGACAAUGGUGUCCACUCCAACGGGGCUCUGCUGCUCCAUCUCGUGUGUGAAUGGACAUCUUACAUGACAAACCACAGCGCAACAGCUGCAACACCCGCCAACCACGUCUGGGGGCUGACUGUGAUAGCACCAGAGGUGCUGCUCGACGCCGGCGCGGACGUAGACGAAGUACCAGAGGAGAUCUGCGAGCCGGGGUCGCCGGUGUUCGUGAUGGGGGAGCUCGUCUCUGCAACCGAACCGCUUGUCGAGGUGACGGUGGUAACGGCCUCCGAGGUCGUGUCGACAACAGUGGGCGCUGCACUCGAAGUCUGAAUCCCGGAGAUCUGGAACCCGCUGCUGGUGUCUGUCUGCGUGGCGAUGGUGAUGGCGGAAGAGCUGGUCGUAGCGGGGGGCGCCGCAGCGGAGGAGGUUGAAGAGGUCGCAGUUCCGUCGAUGAGGUUCUUCGGGCAGGUGCUCGCACCCGAAGAGAAGGUGCCAUUGGCAUCAAAGUACUCGCAUUCGCCGGCAGAGCUGUAUUCGCAGACGACGUCCUCGCCCGACUGACUGUUUGAGGUGAGGGUGCCGCCUUCAUUGUCAGACGGCGGACAGACAAGGGCACGUCUACUGAGAGAGGGGGCCGCAAUGGCGGCACUGGCAGCAGCGAGAACGAUGAAGGUGGAGGCACGCAUUAUGGAAUGUAGACUUUGGAAUGGGACGGUUAGGGCGUGAAGCAACGGAGAGAACGACCAGCGAGGCGAAAAUAUCUUUUAUACGCAGAUAAUGGCAGUGAACAAAACACCGGCUCAGCCGAG
Punctularia strigosozonata HHB-11173 SS5 is the source of this 2725-nucleotide messenger RNA. RefSeq names its product WD40 repeat-like protein. Gene Ontology annotation, biological process: proteasome-mediated ubiquitin-dependent protein catabolic process. The transcript has 6 exons. Gene Ontology annotation, molecular function: protein-macromolecule adaptor activity; protein binding. Lineage: Eukaryota; Fungi; Basidiomycota; Agaricomycetes; Corticiales; Punctulariaceae. The record is from RefSeq and is a predicted model, not a curated record. The coding region runs from base 168 to 1718 and encodes 516 amino acids. Gene Ontology annotation, cellular component: nucleus.